AACAUAAACAAAUGAGAUUAUAGACGCGAAGGAAGCUAGAAUGUAGGAGUGCCUGACUCGUUGAGAUUGCUGUCUUGCAGAGCGGAGAACCGAAGUGAGUGAGCAGCUGUACUGCUUUUCAGAGAAAGCCAUGUUUUUCGUGUUUCCAUCGUCUUCCCUCUAGAAACGUGACAAACAGUGUACGUUAUGUACAUCUUAUUUUAGGAGAAGGAAGUAUCAAAAAGGCCAAUUCCGCCAGGUGGAAGCUGACUCUUUGGAACAAUUCACAGUAAAGUAGAAUAAUUCAUUCUUGGCGUCAUUCUUGAACGACCGGCAGUUGAUUAUAUAGUCCUUUUUUGAGUGCCGUAAUUCUGUAUAAUACAAAACCAAAAGUAGCCCAUUCAUUCAAGGAAUCUAUCUGGUAAUUUAUACCCAAAAGAGACGCUUUUAAAAGAACAUUUAACGAUAACGCGGCGUUGUGGUUUUGAAGCUAAAAGAGACACACAGCGAAUUAUCUGCGGCUAGUUCUUGUGCUUGAUGUCACAGCUUACACGAUCCUCAAAAGCGACGGACGCCCGUGAAACUGAAAAAACCUAGAAGAAACUCGCUGUUCUAUAAGAGCACGAAGAGGCAGGCGUGGAGAUAAGGGAAAAUUUGCGUUUUGUUCAAGAUCUCGAUAAAGACAGAUGUGAAUCUAAUGACUACAGCACAUGUAUAAGAAACAAGCCGGCCGAAACCAUGACAGAAAUGGCAAACAGAAUGCUACGACGCAAGUCGCAAGGAACGUGGUUUGUAGAAGGACCACUGGAACGCUGUAUGAAUGUCUUUGAUCUGACUGUACUUGGCCUUGGCGGUCUUAUAGACGCGGGAGUCUACGUUGUUAUCGGGCAGCUUGCGCUUACGUUAGCAGGGCCUGCUGUUAUCAUAUCUUUCCUUAUAGCAGCCGUUGCAGCAGCRUUUUCYGCUCUAUGUUACGCCGAAUUGUCAUCGCGUAUAACCAAAACAGGUUCCGCGUAUGUGUUUACGUACGUAAUCCUAGGUGAAAUAUGGGCAUUUUUGACCGGUUGGGCCAUGGUCGCGGAAUAUCUUGUAAACGCGGCGUCUAUGGCAAGAGCUUUUACUGGCUACAUUAAUUCGUUCACCGGAGACGCAAUGUACAUCGUGCUACGAGAUAAGCUCGGCUGGGGCGACACAGGCUUAUUUGGAAGUUUCCCCAACUUACCAGCUCUUGGUCUUGUCAUCUUGUCGGCGAUUAUCGUUGGUAUUGGUGUGCGYGAAUCGAAGACKUUCAUGGACGCAAUUAYGUCAAUCAACAUCGCSGCCCUCCUUUCAGCCUUGGUAGCAGGRAUUAUACUUUCAAACCCUGACAACUGGUCAAGCUUGGAGAAGUUUGCACCCCAUGGAUGGUCUGGUAUCUUAUUAGCAGCGCCUGGAUGUUUCUAUUGUCUGUCGGGUUUUGACGCCGUACCCACAGCCAGUGAAGARGCCCUUGACCCUCGCAGUGAUGUACCCAAAGGGAUAAUGCUUUCACUUGGUAUAGCAACCUUAGCUUACAUUGGUAUUAUUACAGUCAUGACUCUUAUGGUUCCYUACACGCAGCUCUCAUAUUACGCACCAGUUGCGGAGGCUUUUUGGUCACGUGGAUUCACCCCUGGUUACUAUAUCGUGUCAGUAGGUGCWUUAUGUGCUAUGUUUGGGAGUCUCCUAGCAACACUCUACGCUGUGACGCGAUUGUUUUACUCCAUCGCGUAUGAUGGGUUGAUAUCUACAUGUAUCGCWAAAGUAGGCGAGAAUCGCCAUGUACCYACAAGAUCCGUCAUAUGCACAGGUAUCUUGACAGGUCUGCUGGCUUUGUGCAUUGAGAUAAGUAUGCUURUCGAGUUGGUAUCAGUGGCAACUAUUACUACGUACACCAUGGUCUCCCUGUGCGUKAUCCUCUCUCGCUACCAGACCGAUAUCUCAAGCGUAUUUCUAGAUGGAUACAUCCACUCUCCGUCUGGUGUUACGGAYUGGCUGCAAAAUAAAUUCUUCCYCAUACGUAAAGAAAAGAAAAGGGGAAAAUCCAGAGCCUGGAAGAACUACCAAAAACUAGCUGAAAAAGACGAGCAACUGAGCGUUGGAAAUCCACCCACUAAGUUAACUCCAGAAACUCAAUUCUUUGCGAUGAUYGCUCUAGUUUUGAUUAUUCUUAGUUUAUUCGGGUUUUGGACGUGCUUAGAUAUUCUUAUUCAGAAUCAUGAAAACAUAGAUCCUGUGACAGUGUCGUUGACAAGURUUUAUGGUACUGUGGUGUUCAUUGCAGUGGUCUAUCUCUUUCAACUUCCAAGGAAUAAUGUYAARUUUCCAUUCAUGAUUCCCUUGGUGGUUCCYGUGUUCAGUAUUGUGAUCAACACGUUUAUUCUGGUCAGAAUCAAUUGGUUGUCCUAUCUGAUGUUCUGUACUUGGAUUGCAAUAGGUAUGAUAAUCUAUUUAUCGUACAGCUUUUCGCACAGCACCGAGUCUCACUCACAAGAAGAAACAUUGAUGGACUUUGCUGUCAUCCCAAUAGCACUCCCYACGGGAACUGAGGUGAUAAGCCCGAUUCAACGAAACCUAKCGCAAAAGAAUCCUUUGGCGUUUGAUGAUUACGACCCGGACGAAUGGGAAGAAUAUUAAAAACACUAUCGUGCUUUGCGUCUACUGUACGUUAUUGGYAACCAGCGCUGGCAAGCAGGAUUGGAUUGCUUUUGGUCUGUUCUGCUUUUGUGUCUCCUAAUUGCAUGACGUAAAGUGUGGACAGUGAACAAGUACUGGGACUGCGCAAUAAUUAUCAGGAGGGAGUAGGGGUGAGAA
Messenger RNA from Exaiptasia diaphana, 2811 nucleotides. Its product is annotated as cationic amino acid transporter 4. The record is from RefSeq and is a predicted model, not a curated record. Gene Ontology annotation, cellular component: plasma membrane. Gene Ontology annotation, biological process: transmembrane transport; amino acid transport. Gene Ontology annotation, molecular function: amino acid transmembrane transporter activity. Bases 718 to 2634 code for a protein of 638 amino acids. NCBI's taxonomy places the organism in Eukaryota, Metazoa, Cnidaria, Anthozoa, Actiniaria, Aiptasiidae. The transcript has 4 exons.